This is a messenger RNA of Eurytemora carolleeae, 725 nucleotides long. Its product is annotated as protein LTV1 homolog. The record is from RefSeq and is a predicted model, not a curated record. The transcript has 6 exons. NCBI's taxonomy places the organism in Eukaryota, Metazoa, Arthropoda, Copepoda, Calanoida, Temoridae. Bases 39 to 710 code for a protein of 223 amino acids. Gene Ontology annotation, cellular component: preribosome, small subunit precursor; cytosol; nucleus. Gene Ontology annotation, biological process: ribosomal small subunit export from nucleus; ribosomal small subunit biogenesis.
UCAUAAUUUUGAUAUUUUCAGAAUCCAGGUCGAUAAAAAUGCCGAAAGCUGCAAAUAAAAAGCGCGCGUUUAUUGAUAAAAAGAAUGCGGUCAGCUUUCAGCUUAUCCAUCGGUCACAGCAGGAUCCGCUGGCAGCUGAUGAAGAUGCCCCUCAGAUGAUCCUUCAGAGGAUUAACAAGGACAAGGUUAAGGAGGAGGAGAGGAAGUUUGGAGUAUUCUAUGAGGACGAUUACAACUAUCUGCAGCACUUGAAGGACAGGACCAAGGUGGAGCACGACUGGGAGGCCGCGGACAGGUUUAUUCUUGAGAGAGGAGAACGGGAUUCAGCGUCGACCCCUGAACCCAGUAUCAAGGAUGCGAAGACCAGGGUGGGUGAGACUAUAUCUCUACCCCGGGUGGUGUUCCCGUCUAAUGAAGAAGAAGAAGUCGGUUUACUAAACAAAGCUGCCCCAAGAGGUCUCGACCUGAGUCUGGAUCCGGAUGUGGUCGCUGCUAUGGACGACGAUUUCGACUACGAAGAUCCUGAAAACGAGCUCGAUGAUGAUUUUAUCCUGAAGGCUAUGGGAGAGGGGGAGGAUGAUGAUGAUGAUGAUGAUGAGGGGGAGGAAGGGAGUGAUCAGGAUUGGGAGUCUGAUAGUGAUCGUAUGGGAGGAAGAUCGGAGGACGAGGAUGAGGACGAGGUGAGAAAGUGUUUAAUUUAUUCUUCUUGAGGUUUUAGUUUUGGU